ACCUCUUCUUUACCUCCCUCACCAUCAUCCUCGGUGGCGUGUGGGCUGGAACGCCGCCUUCCCUGACGCCACCGGCCUCCACGUCUCGUUGACCUAGAGUUUCCAUUGGUUAAAACCCUGCCGCUUGAGGUGCGACAUCAAUGGCUCCUCAAGUCUCCACCGGGAGGCUUCUGGAGCUCAGCCUGAUCUCGGCCCAGGACUUGGCCCCGGUGUCCAAGUCCAUGCGCACCUAUGCUGUUGCGUGGGUCACGCCCGACCGCAAGCUCACGACACGCGUGGAUGAGAACGGCGCAGCCAACCCCACUUGGAACGAGAAGUUUGUGUUCCGCGUCGAUGAUGCUGCCUUGGAGUCCAACACCUCCGAAGUCACGAUCGAGAUCUACGCCCUCACGUGGCUCCGUGUUGUACUCACUGGCAUCGUCCGUGCCCGACUUUCGGACCUCGUCCCUCCUUCGGCUAGGAAGCUGAACAGGAACGUCACCGCCACGCGGUUCUUCACCCUCCAAAUAGCCCGCCCGUCAGGUCGUCCGCAGGGAACGAUGAACAUCGGGGUCUCGCUCAUUAAUGCCCCCCUUCGGAGCAUGCCGCUCCAGUCGGAGGUCAGCGUCACGACCUAUGGCGCCACAGAAGUAACGGUGAAGGGAAAGGAAAAGAACUUGCCCGUCAAGGAUCAAAGGAACCCUAACAACAAGAAGAUCCAGUUGUGGCGAUCCCAUAGCGAGAGAACUGAUGAUAGAUUCUGUCCGUAUUAUCCGGCGAGUUCGGUGUAUAAUGAAUCCAUGGUUAAUGGAUCCCAAGUGGGGUUGAGGCAUAGAGGUGCCGGAAGCGUGGUUGGUAUGGGUUCCCUAGUGUCAUCCAUCGGGCCAUCGGCUUCGAUCGUGGCUGCAGCAAUAGCCAAGGGUAUCUAUCCGAGGCGGGCAAAUGCUUACAAUGACGACGGCGGGAGCUCGAUCCUGUUAGAAACAAUGGCAGAGACAGAGAGCGCUGAGGGGCUGAAGACAAAGAUAGACAGGUGGCGAACGGAACUUCCACCUUUGUAUGACCGAAAGAGCGGGAAGCCAAACCCUAGAGGAGGCCAUGCACGGAGGCGAAGGCACAGCGACGGAGGGGCCGGGCUGUUUUCGUGCUUUGGCAAUGCAUACGGGUGUGAGUUCGCCAUUAGCUGUGGUGGCGGUGGCGGCAACAAGAAGAAGCAUAAGUGAUCUGCUUUGCCACGGACGGACUAAACUUGAACCCAAGGCUAAAUGAAGAUGCGAGCCGCCUUAGACAGCUCUCUCUAAGUCGAUUAUCCUUUUAUAAUAUGCAUGGUUAAGUCGAUCAAGGCUUGUGUAAUCAUAUAAAGUCUAAGUGAGAAAACCCGAAUACUAAUCAGAGUUAUAUAUAUAUCGACAUAUAUCCGACCUUUUUCUUGGAUAUAUAACUCUAAAUUUAAUUGGCUCCUGGCUAGGAACAGGGAUGGCUAGAUGGGACCGAUCGACGUUGACCUAAUAGCACGAGACAGAUGAAUUGCAUAAACAUUUGCCUUGAGUUCGGGAGCUAGUGGACUAAUGUAGAUCGGCUGGGCUCUUGUGGACUGUGGAGGGUGCAUAUGGAAUA
Molecule: messenger RNA, 1596 nt
Organism: Punica granatum (pomegranate)
Lineage: Eukaryota; Viridiplantae; Streptophyta; Magnoliopsida; Myrtales; Lythraceae
Source: RefSeq, a predicted model, not a curated record